Cyprinodon tularosa is the source of this 1521-nucleotide messenger RNA. RefSeq names its product family with sequence similarity 72 member A (gene fam72a). Bases 378 to 827 code for a protein of 149 amino acids. Gene Ontology annotation, cellular component: cytosol. Lineage: Eukaryota; Metazoa; Chordata; Actinopteri; Cyprinodontiformes; Cyprinodontidae. The record is from RefSeq and is a predicted model, not a curated record. The transcript is spliced from 4 exons.
GUCGUUAAAUAUCAGGAAGUUGUAAACAAAGCUGACAGCUAUCGAGUUAGCUGUUCACUACAUUUGCACGGAUGCUGAACUAGCGGAUUAAAAAGCCGAUGUUGCUCAUGUGUGCGGAUUAAAUUACACCGCUUUGGAUGUAACAAUCGUUCUGCUGUUAUUCCUUAGAUCGGUUUCCUGUUACCUGUCUUCCGUUUAGCGCUGGAGGGAGGAUAAAAGAAGCUAACGUUGUUUACACAAGGACCUUAGAGCAGCAGGCAUCUCCUCAUCGAGAAUAAACAUUAAUCAUCCGAUAUUAACCCGAUCUAGAUUAGUUUAAGGUCACCGAUUUAAACACCAAUAGGGAUUUCUUCCUAAUUUAGAUUAUCUUAAGAACAAUGUCCACAUCCAACUCCAGCUUUAAGAACAAAUGUGUUGCCCAGGUGAACUGCAUCUUCUGCGACAGUCUGCUGUGCACCAGGGGGAUGAAGGCUGUGCUUCUUGCAGACACAGAAGUUGAGCUUUUUUCUACAGAUAUUCCUCCAAACAGAACUGUUGAUUUUGUUGCCAGCUGCUACUCUACUGACAGCUGCAAAUGCAAACUGAGAGACAUUGCAUGUCUUAAAUGUGGCAAUGUUGUGGGUUAUCACGUGGUUGCCCCCUGCAAACCCUGCCUCCUGUCAUGUAACAAUGGCCAUUUCUGGAUGUUUAACAGUGACGCCGUGUCCACUCUCAACAGACUUGAUGCUACGGGUCUGAAUCUGCUGCUGUGGGGGGAUCUCCCUGAGCUAGACGACAGCGAAAACGAAGAACCAGAAAGCCUGUCAGAUGAGGAGUGCAUCAGGUAGAGCCGACGGCCUGCUGGGUGAUGGAGGAGCUGGUGGAGUGUACAGACCUUGCUGGGCGGACACCAAAAAGAGGAGCGUUGAAGGGUAAUUGAACACGGAAUCAGAUAAGCUCUACUCUAAUCCCCCCCCCCACAGCCCCGGACCAGCAGACACCUGCUGCGGAGAACACCUGCUGUGACAUCAGGCAGCAGGUGAAGCACACGUCCACCACAGCUUUCGUGUUGAAUUACCCUUUAAGGCUGUGGCCAUGCCUUUCCUUCUGUUUCAUCAUUAAAAACACGGGUCUUCCUUUGUGUUUGUUCUCUCCCACAUUCAUUUCUUCAGGCUACACUAAAACAUGUAGCCCAGGACAUCUGGACUGGUAUCAGCUCCUGGUUUUUAUAUUCUGUGACGAACUUUGGGUGUAGCAGCUAGAGAAGUUAGCUGCUGAUGCUAAUCGGUGUUUAUUAGAAUCCAGACUCGGUUAAAAGGACGGCCACAGCUCACCCAGCUGUCAUCUGUACGUUCAACAUGCUGUGAUUGAAAGUUGUGUCUUAAAAGGCCUGUAGGUGUUCUGCUGCGUGGCUUGGUGCUGAAUGAAACCUCCAGUGCUUUUUCAAUCUCGCAUAUUAGAGAAAUGGCACAAAUAUUAUAUAAUGUACCUGUUCCUCGCUUUUAUAAAGGGCAAAUAGUAUUGAAAGUACCAUACAAUUUC